This is a messenger RNA of Rhodofomes roseus, 916 nucleotides long. RefSeq lists its product as uncharacterized. The transcript is spliced from 5 exons. The record is from RefSeq and is a predicted model, not a curated record. Bases 108 to 725 code for a protein of 205 amino acids. Lineage: Eukaryota; Fungi; Basidiomycota; Agaricomycetes; Polyporales; Fomitopsidaceae.
GGCGUCGUCGUGGUGUCCAUCCGCAAGACUUGCCGCCGGGGCGGCUAGAUCACCGAUUGCCUACAUCACGCGAAAAAAAGUCUAUCGCCAAUCCACCAUGGGUAAUCAUGAAAUGGGUACGAACAUGCUUUGUCUGCGUCCUCCUCAGAAUCCCUGAGGGAAACAUAAUCUACGUACUCAGCACGAUCUCGAGACUUGGUCAUCGUUCGUACCUCACAAAGCGCCUUUCCCACUGCGCACAGCGGGGGUCACACUCACUGUUGCGCAAGAGGUGUGAUUCAUUCAAGAGAGCUCAGACUCGUCGUUGGUCGCUGGAGGAGCCAACCUUUGAAUCAAGCGACGAUGGCACCUUGAAUUGCGACAGCUACGUCGCACUCGGACCAGGUCGUUCCUCAGGCUAUUGUGCUCCGCGCAUGGCCAUAGAGGUAGUCGGUGGCUUGGAGGUUCUGGAAGAAAGAAAGAUACGGCGACGCUGCAGGAAGUCAGAUUGUCACAUCGCAGAAAGCAUAACGAGUGCGGCUCGCGCGAGUCGGCGCCACGACACAUUUGACAGUCGGAAGCUAAGCAGGUUGUCAAGGCGAGUAUGUAUAACGCCCCUCGGUCAGUCCAAACGCGCGCGUGUUCGCUCUUGUCGUCCUUUACAAACGCCUCGCCCUCGGCGAGCCGCAACGCACGCUCUCACGAACGGAUACAGUCUAUUCGUCAAGAGGCGAUGGCGACGUUGAAGACAGGCGCAUCAUCCCUCUCAAGACUGUGACGGGCAAGACUGGUAUGGGCGCGUGCAGCACAGGCGGCGGGGAUGAGGAGACACUCAGGCGGGAGUAGCGACAUACCGACCGCCAAGAAUGACAGGCAUGCUGGCCUUCGAAGGAGGGAAAUAAGUUCGCAGUGAAGCAGGUAUAAUAAGAGAAUAUGU